Molecule: messenger RNA, 417 nt
Organism: Adineta steineri
Lineage: Eukaryota; Metazoa; Rotifera; Eurotatoria; Adinetida; Adinetidae
Source: the annotation of a GenBank genome assembly
AUGUCUUCGGGUGUGAAAGGACAAGUACUAAAACUAACUGGUGAUUUUAUGCCUUGUGGUGGGGAAACCGAUUUGUCGAGAAAUUCACGGAAUUCAACAAAACCUCAUAAGAAUAUUUUUGUUAUUGCAUUAAAAGCACCAGUAUCAGAAAAUGAAUUCAAUAGUAAUUCAACUACAUUAGAAUCAAUUCAGCAUCAUUCGAAAUUUAUCAAAAUGACUGAAACAAAUUCUAUGGGUGAAUAUACAUUAUAUUUACCACCAGGUCUCAGAGUGACUAUUGUUAUUUGGCUAAAUAAUGCACUGUAUCUUAACUUGUACGAAUUUGUACACACACAAAUGGAGUGGCAUUCACUCACUGUACCUCAAUCAGAUUAUAUCACUUUCAAUAUUAAAGAUACUAAAGAUGCUGUAAGCUAA